AUGAGGAAACAAUUCGGGCUCGACUACUUCCGCAACACGACCUUCAUAUUCUACGACGUCGAGGUUAUGGAUAAGUGGUUGGAGGUGCUGACACCUGGCGGACGAGGAAUGCUGAGGUCGCUGAGCAUCGAACGGGGCGCUGGCGACAGGAAGAUGGACCAUCGAGACAUCACAGCUGUCGACGCGCUCAUUGACGAUUACGGUCUGGGCAACACGACCGAGGAUGACCGGCCUCCCCUCUUGCUAGACCUUGAGGUCACUGACCACCGACUGGUCAUCACCCUCUUCUGA
Messenger RNA from Saxophila tyrrhenica, 291 nucleotides. RefSeq lists its product as uncharacterized. The transcript has 2 exons. The record is from RefSeq and is a predicted model, not a curated record. The coding region runs from base 1 to 291 and encodes 96 amino acids. NCBI's taxonomy places the organism in Eukaryota, Fungi, Ascomycota, Dothideomycetes, Mycosphaerellales, Extremaceae.